Haemonchus placei is the source of this 534-nucleotide messenger RNA. The record is from the annotation of a GenBank genome assembly. NCBI's taxonomy places the organism in Eukaryota, Metazoa, Nematoda, Chromadorea, Rhabditida, Trichostrongylidae.
AUGGGCAAGGAAUACAAGUACGGCCCGGGCUACCAGUAUAACUAUGCACCGGCUCCUACUGCUCCCACUAUGGAAAUUACCAUCAAUCAGGGAGCAGCGUCGGAGAAGGGCCCGUAUCCGUCUGCGGCGCCGCCGACACGAGGACGUCCACCGGUCUCUGCUCCUCCUCCACCACCUUCGUUGCCACCGUCGUAUGGCUAUGAACAUCCGGCGUACAAUCCCAUGUGGUUCGAUCGAUUCCCUCGAAGGGAGAAUCGUGGCAUGUUCAGGCUUUGUUUAGUGGAGCUGAUUCCUAAUUGGUAUGCUUUCAAUGCUGUCAGAACAUGGAGUAAGCAUUGCAAUUUUCACCUUUUUUUUGAGACAAAGUCUUUCAGGAAUUGGGCCCUAGUCGGGACAUAUCAUCAUCCUCGAAUCGAUCGUGAUGAAGCCUUCUGUCUAUUAGGCACUCACGACAGUUCAUCCAGAGCUGUUCCAAUCAGAAUACCCAAUUCAUGUUCCCUUGACAGCUCUGAACUGGUGAUCAUUUCAGGAUAA